Molecule: messenger RNA, 333 nt
Organism: Aspergillus aculeatus ATCC 16872
Lineage: Eukaryota; Fungi; Ascomycota; Eurotiomycetes; Eurotiales; Aspergillaceae
Product: SWI5/SAE3 family protein
Exons: 3
Coding region: 1-333 (110 amino acids)
Biological process (GO): double-strand break repair via homologous recombination; meiotic joint molecule formation; meiotic DNA recombinase assembly involved in reciprocal meiotic recombination
Cellular component (GO): Swi5-Sfr1 complex; Swi5-Swi2 complex
Source: RefSeq, a predicted model, not a curated record
AUGCCAUCUCCGCGAGGCUCCAGCGCCGAAUUCGGCAACAGGCCUGCAUCUCCAGCCGAGCAACAAGCGUCAAAGGAAAAGAAGCUGGUUAUACUACGCCAGUCGGUUGCAGAUAUACAAACCCAGAUCGCCGACUUGGAGGCUCAGAUCGCCGAAGACAAGGCCCACUUGAAGAACGACCCUAAAGCCACGGUGCAACAACAUAUCCGUCUGUUGCACGAAUACAACGAAAUCAAGGACGCUGGGCAGGGGCUACUGGGCCUGAUCGCAGAUGCGCGGGGAGUGCGACAUAUUGACGUGCAAAGAGAGUAUGGAGUGGAUGAUCGCGAUUGA